Sorghum bicolor (sorghum) is the source of this 1890-nucleotide messenger RNA. RefSeq lists its product as uncharacterized. The transcript is spliced from 3 exons. NCBI's taxonomy places the organism in Eukaryota, Viridiplantae, Streptophyta, Magnoliopsida, Poales, Poaceae. The record is from RefSeq and is a predicted model, not a curated record. Bases 1 to 1809 code for a protein of 602 amino acids.
AUGGCAGGCCGGGACCCUCCUCCCUCUCCUCCUCCUCCCUAUUUCCAGCAAUUCCCGGCGCUGCCCUACCCGACUUGGGCCCAAGCCGCCGCCGCCGCCGCCCGACCUCCCCUGCCGGCCGCGACCCGCCCUCCUCUCCUCCUGGCGGCCGUCGCGAGCGCGGAGCCGGCGGCUGCCGCGGAAGCCGCGGCGCGUGCGGCGGCAGAGGCGCGCGCGGGCGCGGACACAGCACGCGCGGACGCAGACGUGCGCCCGGAUGCUCCAGCGCUCGCGGACACGGCAGCGCUCGCGGCUGCAGCGCGUGCGGCGCGAGGGGAGCGCGCGCCUGCAGCAGACGACGACUCGAGCGCAGCAGCCUACGCCCGGGGAGCUGCUGCCGCCAUUGCUGCAGGGCUUGGCAUGCCCCUGGACAUGGAGACUCUGCCCAGGACACUCCUCACAGCCGGGGGCGCCCUGUCCAGGGGGCUUCCUGCCGUGGGCACGACUCCCUUCCCUGCACCGCCUCCGCCGCCCGUGAUGCAUCGUCCGGACUCCACCCUCCUCGCCGCUCUCGCCACUGCUCGUGCUGCAGCUGCGGAGGGCCGGGCCCGCGUGCGUGAGGCCGCUCUCGCUUGGGAGCGCGAGCGUGACGUGGCCGACGCCUUGGCCCGCCAGAUUGCCGACGCGGAGCAGUUCCUCGGCCUUCCGGCCUCGCCUGACGUCGGGACCACGUCCUCGGCAUCGGCUCCGGUCGUCUGGCACGAUCCGACCGACCCCCACGUGGUGCAGCUCCACUACCAGGCAGGGGGCGUCCAGAACAUACGCCUCCUCGUCCCGGUCGUCCUCGAGCCCGAGUCGCCCUCCUACGCUCCGUCGUCCUCCUGGAUUCUGGGGACGAUCUCCCUGGAUCUCCACGACCUCGUCCGCAACACCCCGAGCGCUCGCGGGGCCUGGCUGGCGCUCGAGGGCCAGUUCCUGGGCAACGCCGAAGCCCGGGCUCUGCGGCUCGACGCGAGCUUCCGCACCUUCGUCCAGGGAGACCUCUCCGUCAGCGAGUACUGCCGCCAGAUGAAGGGUAUGGCGGACUCCCUCGGCGACCUCGGCUGGCCCGUGGAGGACCGCAUCUUGGUCCUCAACGUUCUCCGCGGGCUCAGUGACCGGUACUCCUACCUCCGGACGUGGAUCACCAGGCAGCGGCCCUUCCCCACCUUCCUGCAGGUCCGUGACGACCUUGUCAUGGAGGAGCUUACUCAGGGCCUACAGCCUGGGUCCACCUCCGCUUCGGGGUCCUCGUCCUCCUCCUCGACUGCUCUCGCUGCCACUCCGCCCCGUCCCGCCACCCCACCACAGUCGUCUCUUCUUGGUCCCCUUCCCCCCGGGCCGAGCGGGGGUGGGGGGGGUCGGGGCGGCCGCCGUCGUCGUGGUGGGGGACGUGGAGCAGGUCGUGGGGGCAACACGACGCCGCCGCCACCUCCACGGGGUGCACCCUGGCCAUCCUACAACAACCCAUGGUCAGGGCGCAUCUCCAUGUGGCCGUUCCAGGCUUCCGGUGGCGAGCCUCGCCCGCCGGCGGCCAUGCUUGCGGGUGCUCCCCCGGGGUUCCCCUCAGUGACCCCGUGGGCGGCCCCGUUCCCCGCGCACUCGUGGGCUACUCCACCGGCGACCUUGCCCGGGUCUGCUGGCUGGGACCAGGCGGCCUUGGCGCACUCCUUCAGCACCAUGGCCCUGACACCCCCAGUCGGGCCGGAGUGGGUCGCCGACUCUGGGGCUACUUACCACACCACUCCUAACCCCGGAUUUGGCUUCCCGGCGUCCUCUGCUCCGAUGUGACAGCACGGGGCCCCUUUACACUCUUCGCUUUCCGGCAUCUGCCUCGCCUCCUUCGCCGGUUUUGUCAGCUGCCUUCGCCAC